This is a messenger RNA of Panthera uncia (snow leopard), 4189 nucleotides long. It is a transcript of the gene PAX2, whose product is annotated as paired box 2. The record is from RefSeq and is a predicted model, not a curated record. The transcript is spliced from 10 exons. Bases 716 to 1945 code for a protein of 409 amino acids. Gene Ontology annotation, molecular function: DNA-binding transcription factor activity, RNA polymerase II-specific; RNA polymerase II cis-regulatory region sequence-specific DNA binding. NCBI's taxonomy places the organism in Eukaryota, Metazoa, Chordata, Mammalia, Carnivora, Felidae. Gene Ontology annotation, biological process: anatomical structure development; regulation of transcription by RNA polymerase II.
AGACACACACCGGGAGCCGAGGCUCCAGUCUCCGGCCGAGCCUUCUCGCAGCCGCAGCCCACCUGGGGCCAGCCCGGUGCGGCCGGCGCUGCUCAGCUCCCUCCCUCCUUCCCGGCCCUUCGGCCGCGGCGGCGCGCGCCUGCCUUUUCUGGGGGCGGGGGCCCGGCUCGCGCUCUCCCCUCUCCGAGGCGCCCGCUCGGACAUCCCGAGGAUUGCUACUUCUCUGCCAACUUCGCCAACUCACCCGCACUUGGAGCGGCCCGGCUCCCCGCCCGGCGCCCUCGGGCCGCCCCCCCCUCGGCUCCUCGCCCUCUCCGACCGCCGCCUCUCGGAUGACCGGGUUCCAGGGGAGCUGAGCGAGCCGCCUCCCCCGCCCAGCCUCAGCCCUGGCCUCAGCGGCCGCGCGCGCCAUGCGCCCCCAGAUCCCCCCGGCCCGGCCCGCCGCCCCGGGGCCGCUCUGCUGACCGCCCGGCCCCGCGCCCCGACGGUGGGAAGUUGCGGUCGCUGCGGUUGCAAGCUCCGACCCGCCCGGGAAGCGUCCCCGCGGGGAGCGCAGCGCGGCGCCCCCCGCCCGCCCCGCCGCUGCCGGGCGCCCGCUCACCUCCCCCACCCCCGCCUCCCCAACGUCCCUCCCUUUUCUCCUCAAGUCCUGAAGUUGAGUUUGAGAGGCGACACGGCGGCGGCGGCCGCGCUGCUCCCGCUCCUCUGCCUCCCCAUGGAUAUGCACUGCAAAGCAGACCCCUUCUCCGCGAUGCACCCAGGGCACGGGGGUGUGAACCAGCUCGGGGGGGUGUUUGUGAACGGCCGGCCCCUGCCCGACGUGGUGAGGCAGCGCAUCGUGGAGCUGGCCCACCAGGGUGUGCGGCCCUGCGACAUAUCCCGGCAGCUGCGGGUCAGCCACGGCUGUGUCAGCAAAAUCCUGGGCAGGUACUAUGAAACCGGCAGCAUCAAGCCCGGAGUGAUCGGAGGCUCCAAGCCCAAAGUGGCGACCCCCAAAGUGGUGGACAAGAUUGCUGAAUACAAGCGACAGAACCCAACGAUGUUCGCCUGGGAGAUCCGAGACCGGCUCCUGGCCGAGGGCAUCUGCGACAAUGACACGGUGCCCAGCGUCUCCUCCAUCAACAGGAUCAUCAGGACCAAAGUUCAGCAGCCUUUCCACCCAACGCCGGAUGGGGCUGGGACGGGAGUGACUGCCCCUGGCCACACCAUUGUUCCCAGUACGGCCUCCCCUCCUGUUUCCAGCGCCUCCAAUGAUCCAGUGGGAUCCUACUCUAUCAACGGGAUCCUGGGGAUCCCUCGCUCCAAUGGUGAGAAGAGGAAACGUGAUGAAGAUGUGUCCGAGGGCUCAGUCCCCAAUGGAGACUCCCAGAGUGGCGUGGACAGUUUGCGGAAGCACUUGCGAGCUGACACCUUCACCCAGCAGCAGCUGGAAGCUUUGGAUCGGGUCUUUGAGCGUCCUUCCUACCCUGACGUCUUCCAGGCAUCAGAGCACAUCAAAUCAGAACAGGGGAACGAGUACUCCCUCCCAGCCCUGACCCCUGGGCUUGAUGAAGUCAAGUCGAGUCUAUCUGCAUCCACCAACCCCGAGCUGGGCAGCAACGUGUCAGGCACGCAGACAUACCCCGUGGUGACCGGUCGCGACAUGGCGAGCACCACCCUGCCUGGUUACCCCCCUCACGUGCCCCCCACUGGCCAGGGAAGCUACCCCACCUCCACCCUGGCAGGAAUGGUGCCUGGGAGCGAGUUCUCCGGCAACCCGUACAGCCACCCCCAGUACACGGCCUACAACGAGGCUUGGAGAUUCAGCAACCCCGCCUUACUAAUGCCGCCCCCCGGGGCUCCGCCCCUGCCGCUGCUGCCGCUGCCUAUGACCGCCACUAGUUACCGCGGGGACCACAUCAAGCUUCAGGCCGACAGCUUCGGCCUCCACAUCGUCCCCGUCUGACCGCCCACCCCGGAGGGAGGGAGGACCGACGCGACGCGAUGCCUCCCGGCCACCGCCCCAGCCCCACCCCCACCCCAGGAACCCUGCAGCCCUUCACACCACCCCGUCGAAGGCCGGACAGGACGGGUGGAGCCGCGGGCGGGACCCUCAGGCCCGGGCCCACCGCCCCCAACCCCGCCCGCCGCCCCUCCCCGCCUGCCUGGACUGCGCGGCGUCGAGAGGAGGGCGCGACCCAGCUCGCCCCGACUUGGCCCGAGCCGGCCCCGGAGCGGACCAGCCACACCGCGGGACCCUGGCCGGGCCCGCCGCCACGCGCGGGGGACACGUUUCUGUGACACACAAUCAGCGCGGACUGCAGCGCGGCCCAGCCCCGGAGCGGCCCGCCUCGGACGCUCCGGCGCCUGGAGGCUUCGCUGGAGGGACUGGGCGAAGGAAAUUAAGAACAAAACGAUUUUUCUGCAGAAGGAGGAAGAGCCCCCUGCCGAACCCUCGGGGAAAAGUCCUUACGCUCGCGCCAGCCGGACUGCCCCCACCUUCCGAGUGUGCCCUACCCCAGAAGGCGGAACGGAAUGGGGGCGUGGGGUGCGGGCUCUUGGGACGGGGGUUGGGGUCAUCAGGUCUUUCCGAAGUUGGGACCCAAGGCACGCAGGCCCCAGCAGCGCGCACCCACCGAGCCCUACUCUUGGCUCUACCCUAUUCCACCUGAACUGCCUGGUUCCCCAGGGCACGCCUACUAGUGACCAGACUCUCGGCCCCAUCUCGCCCCUACCUCAGCGUCUCUUCCAUCUGCGGCCCUCCCAUUCUUCCCCCCUGCCUGUCCUUUUCCCACCCCACGACUCUGCACCUCUCCUUCCUAACUCCUCGCCCCUGCGGAGGCUCUCCAGUGCCCGCUGCAGGACCAGUUUCCGUAGGCCGCGGGCACUGGUCUUCCCGGGCAGUUCCUGGACGUCCCCUCCCCCGACACAGACUCGCGAUCUGCCGGUGGUAGGAGCCGGUUCUGAGCCGGAGUCUGAGCUGCGGCGGGGUGGGGGUGAGGGCCGCCCGCCCCAUCCCCACCCCCACCCCCAGCCUCCUCCUCCGGCAGGAACUGAACAGAACCGCGAAAAGUCUACAUUUAAUAUGAUGGUCUUUCCAAAAAGGAGAAGCAAAACAAAACAGAAACCCAACAGGCUGCUGCUUUGUAAAAAGACGGUGUGUGUCGUGUGAAGGCGAACCCCGAUGUAUAUAAGCCCGCCCCUCCGCCCCGCCCCGCCCGGUAGAGUCCCCGCUGCCCGCCCGCCCUGCCUGUAGAUACGCCCCUCUGUCUGUGCUGUGAGAGUCGCCGCUCGCUGGGGGGGAGGGGGGGGACACAGCUACACGCCCACUAAAGCACAGCACGUCCCGGGGGAGGGGGGCAUUUUUUAUGUUACAAAAAAAAAAAAAUUACGAAAGAAAAGAAAUCUCUAUGCAAAACGACGAACAUGGUCCUGUGGACUCCUCUCGCCUCUGUUUCGUUGGCUAUUUCUCUGUAAUUCCGUGUUUUCGCUCUCCUCGUCUCUCUCCUCCGCAUCUCUCCCCUCUCUCCAUCUCUCUCGUCCCCGCCUCUCUCCCCCUCUGUCUCCGUCUCCGUCUCUGUCUCCGCCCCUCCCUCGGCCUCUCCCCCAGCCCCGGCCCGGCCGCCUAGCCCUCGCCGGCUAGCCCCGAGGUGGCCCCCCGACCCCAGCCCCGGGCUCGCCCCUCCGGCCGUGCCCCGCGCGCCCUGGGCCGCCCCGCCCCGUAGUUGCUCUCUCGGUAGCGGCGAUGCGCCCUGCAUGUCUCCUCACCCGUGGAUCGUGACGACUCGAAAUAACAGAAACAAAGUCAAUAAAAGUGAAAAUAAAUAAAUAAAUAAAUAAAAAUCCUUGAACAAAUCCGAAAAGGCUUGGAGUCCUCGCCCAGAUUAUCUCUCUCCCCUUCGAGCCUUGUUAUUUGAAAAGGAAAACGAGAAAAGAGAAUAGUUGAAGGGAACUGCCGGCGCCCGGCCAGGCUCCAGUGGCCCGAGUGGGGGCGGCGAGGGCGCUGAGGUUCAAACUCCGAGGCCCGGUCCUUCCCAGUCCUCGUGGAGCUGGCCUGGCCGGGCAGGGGCCCCAGACCCAGGACCCAGCCAAACCCUCGAGAGAUCCCCGACAGCUCUGGUCUCCUUAGCCACUUUCAGCGCGUCGGUUCGUUUUGAUUCUUUUCUUUUUCUUUCUUUUCUUUUCUUCUUUUUUUUUUUUGUGCACAUGA